Messenger RNA from Heterocephalus glaber (naked mole-rat), 3675 nucleotides. It is a transcript of the gene Mcam, whose product is annotated as melanoma cell adhesion molecule. The record is from RefSeq and is a predicted model, not a curated record. Gene Ontology annotation, molecular function: laminin receptor activity. Lineage: Eukaryota; Metazoa; Chordata; Mammalia; Rodentia; Bathyergidae. Gene Ontology annotation, cellular component: plasma membrane.
AGUGCCAGGUCGGCUGCAGCCGCAGUGGAGCAAUCAGUUUGGGAGGCGACCAAGGCCCGCCCCGAUUGCUCUGUGGUAGGGCAGAGGAGCCUGAAUGGGAAGCCCCCACCGGGGACAUCGAGGACUAGUCGUUACUCCUCAGCCAGGAGGUUCCCCAAGCCGCGAGCUGCUCACUUGGCUCUCGCCCUCUGGCCGAGAAGUAUGGGUCUCCCCAGGAUCGCCUGCGCGUUCUUGCUCGCCUUGUGCUGUUGCUAUCGCCGCGCCACGGGUGUGCCUGGAGAGGCAGAGCAGCCCACACCCGAACUGGUGGAGGUGGAAGUGGGCAGCACAGCCCUUCUGAGGUGCCCCUUGGACUCCUCAAGCAACCUCAGCCAUGUGGACUGGUUUGUUAUCCACAAGGAAAAGCAGACACUCAUCUUCCGUGUGCGCCAGGGCCAGGGCCAGAGUGAACCUGGUCAGUACCAUGACCGCCUCAGCCUCCAGGGCCCUGGGGCCUCCCUGGUCCUGACUCAAGUCAUCCCUCAUGAUGAUCGAGUCUUUCUGUGCCAGAGCAAGCGCCCUCGGGCCCAGGAGCACCGCAUCCAGCUCCGUGUCUACAAAGCUCCAGAGGAGCCAACCAUACAUAUCAGUACCAAUGGCAUCUCUGUGAACAACCAUGAGCUGGAGGAGAUCGCCACCUGUGUGGGGAGGAACGGUUACCCCUUCCCUCAGGUCAUCUGGUACAAGAACAGGCGGCCCCUGAAGGAGGAGAAGAACCGCAUCCACAUUCAGUCAUCACAGAUUGUGGAGUCAAGUGGCUUAUACACCUUGAAGAGCAUCCUGAAGGCACAGCUAGCUAAGGAAGACAAGGAUGCCCAGUUUUACUGUGAGCUUAACUACCGGCUGCCCAGUGGGAACCACAUGAAGGAAUCUAGGGAGGUCACUGUCCCUGUUUUCUACCCCGCAGAAAAGUUGUGGUUGGAAGUGGAGCCUGUGGGAAUGCUGAAGGAAGGGGACCGAGUGGAAAUCAGGUGUCUGUCUGACGGCAACCCUGCGCCCCACUUCACCAUCAACAAGAAGAACCCAAGGACCGGGGAGAUGGAGGAACAGGAAACCCCUGACAAUGGCAUCCUGGUCUUGGAGCCUGCCCAGAAGCAGCACAGUGGGGUCUACCAGUGUCAGGGCCUGGACUUGGAAGACAUAACAUCACUGUCAAGUGACACCGAGAAGCUUCUGGUGAACUAUGUGUCCGAUGUUCGAGUGAGCCCUGCAGCCCCUGAGGGCCAGGAAGGUGGCAGCCUCACACUGACCUGUGAGGCGGAGAGUAACCAGGCCCUUGCAUUCCAGUGGCUGAGAGAAAAGACAGGCCAGGUGCUGGAAGAGGGGCCUACGCUUCAGUUACUCAGCCUGAAACGGGAGGCAGGGGGUGGCUACCGCUGCGUGGCAUCUGUGCCCAGUGUACCUGGCCUGAACCACACACAGCUGGUCAACGUGGCCAUUUUUGGCCCCCCGUGGAUGGCAUUUAAGGAGAGGAAAAUGUGGGUGAAAGAGGACACAAUGCAGAAUCUGUCAUGUGAGGCAUCAGGGUACCCUCGGCCCUCUAUCUCCUGGAAUGUCAACGGCACGGCAAGUGAACAAGAGCAAGACCCACAGAGGGUACUAAGCACCGUGAAUGUCCUUGUGACCCCAGAGCUGCUGGAGACAAGCGUACAAUGCACAGCCUCCAACUCCCUGGGCAGAAACAUCACCACCAUCUUCCUGAAUCAAGUCGGUUUAACCACCCUCACACCAGACUCCAGCACACCCGCUGGCCCCAGCACCUCCACAGUCAGUCCUCAUGCCAGAGCCAACAGCACCUCCACAGAGAGAAAGCUGCCGGAGCAGGAGAGCAAGGGCGUGGUCAUUGUAGCUGUGAUUGUGUGCAUCCUGGUUCUGGCUGUGCUGGGCGCUGUCCUCUAUUUCCUCUACAAGAAGGGCAAACUGCCCUGUGGGCGGUCAGGCAAACAAGAGAUCACGAUGCCCGCGUCUCGUAAGAGUGAAUGUGUAGUUGAAGUUAAGUCAGAUAAUCUCCCAGAAGAGAUGGGCCUCCUACAGGGCAGCAUCGGUGACAAGAGGGCUCCAGGAGACCAGGGCGAGAAAUACAUCGAUCUGAAGCAUUAGCCCAAAUCCCACUCAGCUCCCACCCUGCCUGGAAUGUUUCCGGCUUCUUGCUCACUCUGCUUCCCAGCCAAAGCCUCCAGAGGGACUACAGAGAAGAUCCCUGCUCCACCUCACCCGAAGACCAGUUCCAGAGGCCCAGAGGCUAGGACCAGAUGCAUCCUGACGAGGACCUCACUCAGCCCUGGAGGCCCCCUUUCAGGGAAUGGGCCACUAAAGUGAUGCUCUUGUCAAGAAGGGGCUUCAGUCUCCAAGGGUAGGGAGGAGAGUUUCUCACAGAAAGUGUUUUCUCCUUACAACGGUAUGACUGUAGAUACUUCUAUCAGCAGUGGAGCAGAGUGGCCCCUCUGUGCUGGUUUCCCGCCCCUCAGGCUUCAGUAUCUCAGUUGUACCCCUAAUGUGAGCAUGCAGACAUCUGUUUGCUGUCACAGUGUCACUCUGGCUCUGGACAAUACCCAGCCAUAUCCAGAAUCAGCUGCAGAGGCCUGAUGUCUUCCUGCACACCUCUUUGGAGCUGCUUUUGUGACAUUUUUUUCCCUUGGGCAGAAGCCACAUACUGGUGUCAUUCCUUCAAAGAUCUUUCCCUGCAGUGAGGAAGCUGGGCAGUUUCCACAGGGAGCUACUGAGCCCAGGGUCCCUGUAUUCUUAUGGGUCCCAGCACCCUUUCAGAGUGGCCAUAUGAGACAGAAAGGUGGGAGCUGGGGACAAAGAUGAAGUCCAAUGUCCUUCAUGGUGUUAAGGACUAUAGCUGUAUCAUACCAAAUCUAUACACUGAGCUACCAGGCCCAGACCCUAGAAAGACCCAAAAGGGAGAGUGGUACUUAGGGAUGAAAAAUGAGGGUCUGGCCAGAGCUUCGGGACAUGUCUAUGUGUGCCUACACAUAUGUGUAUGUGUAUAUAUAUGUAUAUGGUUUUGUGUGUAAAUUUGCAAAUGGUUUCCUUUUAUAUAUAUAUAUAUAAGAAAAAUAAAGCUUAAUUGUGCCAGGAAUCUCACACUGCUUCCUAUCAUCACCGGUACAAAGGUGCCUGGGGAGACUCUGACCAGCAGCUGCACCAAAAGGAAUGCAGAAUGCACUGAAGUCAGCUGCACACUGGGCCUGGCAGGCUGCUGGCUGGGGCUGUGUCACUUCAUAUGUGUUUUGUCACUGAGACUUGCCUCAUGUCAGUAGUACCUGCCCUGGCAACUGCUCCAGAGCUGCCCCAUUUAGCACCUCCCAGCCCGGAAUGAGCAAAAAUUCAAGUAAGCUACGAUAAAAGAAACUUUAUUUAAAAAUAUUUUUUUUACAGACAUGAGUGCUUGAAAAAGCUCUUUAGUUAACUGUAUAUGGAAAUGAAAAAAUUAAUAAAUAACAUUAGUAUAACAGACCUCUAACAUUAAUACACUGGCAAAACAAAAUGGACUUGAAAAUGAAUCUUAAAGCUCUGCUAUUCUCUGUAAGAAUAUUUACCUUCUGUUUUUCUUAUUCUUUACAGGUGAGAAUGAUUAAAUACUAAUAUAAAUUUUUUAUAUUAAUGACAUUUUUUAAAAUAGUCCAUGAA